This is a messenger RNA of Acanthochromis polyacanthus (spiny chromis), 1805 nucleotides long. RefSeq lists its product as uncharacterized. The transcript has 14 exons. The record is from RefSeq and is a predicted model, not a curated record. The coding region runs from base 101 to 1738 and encodes 545 amino acids. NCBI's taxonomy places the organism in Eukaryota, Metazoa, Chordata, Actinopteri, Pomacentridae.
CACAACAGUAGAGAUACGACGGCAGUAAGAUACAAACACAGACACACAACAUAGACACGUACACCCCCUGUCAAAAGUUUUAGUUUUCUCAUUCAAAUGAAUGAGAAAGCAUCCUCAAACUUUUGACAGGGGGUGUACCUGUAUAUGUAUACAUAUAUGUGUGUGUUCAGGUGUGUUACCUGCAGGUGUGUGUUCAGGUGUGUUACCUACUGGUUGUGUGUUCAGGUGUGUUACCUACUGGUUGUGUGUUCAGGUGUGUUACCUACUGGUUGUGUGUUCAGGUGUGUUACCUGCAGGUGUGUGUUCAGGUGUGUUACCUACUGGUUGUGUGUUCAGGUGUGUUACCUACAGGUUGUGUGUUCAGGUGUGUUACCUACUGGUUGUGUGUUCAGGUGUGUUACCUACUGGUUGUGUGUUCAGGUGUGUUGCCUGCAGGUUGUGUGUUCAGGUGUGUUACCUGCAGGUGUGUGUUCAGGUGUGUUACCUACUGGUUGUGUGUUCAGGUGUGUUACCUACUGGUUGUGUGUUCAGGUGUGUUACCUACUGGUUGUGUGUUCAGGUGUGUUACCUACAGGUUGUGUGUUCAGGUGUGUUACCUACUGGUUGUGUGUUCAGGUGUGUUACCUACUGGUUGUGUGUUCAGGUGUGUUACCUGCAGGUGUGUGUUCAGGUGUGUUACCUACUGGUUGUGUGUUCAGGUGUGUUACCUGCAGGUGUGUGUUCAGGUGUGUUCCCUACAGGUUGUGUGUUCAGGUGUGUUACCUACAGGUUGUGUGUUCAGGUGUGUUACCUGCAGGUGUGUGUUCAGGUGUGUUACCUACUGGUUGUGUGUUCAGGUGUGUUACCUGCAGGUGUGUGUUCAGGUGUGUUACCUACUGGUUGUGUGUUCAGGUGUGUUACCUACAGGUUGUGUGUUCAGGUGUGUUACCUACUGGUUGUGUGUUCAGGUGUGUUACCUACAGGUUGUGUGUUCAGGUGUGUUACCUGCAGGUUGUGUGUUCAGGUGUGUUACCUGCAGGUGUGUGUUCAGGUGUGUUACCUACUGGUUGUGUGUUCAGGUGUGUUACCUGCAGGUGUGUGUUCAGGUGUGUUACCUACAGGUUGUGUGUUCAGGUGUGUUACCUGCAGGUUGUGUGUUCAGGUGUGUUACCUACAGGUGUGUGUUGAGGUGUGUUACCUGCAGGUGUGUGUUCAGGUGUGUUACCUGCAGGUGUGUGUUCAGGUGUGUUACCUGCAGGUUGUGUGUUCAGGUGUGUUACCUACAGGUUGUGUGUUCAGGUGUGUUACCUGCAGGUUGUGUGUUCAGGUGUGUUACCUGCAGGUUGUGUGUUACCUACAGGUUGUGUGUUCAGGUGUGUUACCUGCAGGUUGUGUGUUCAGGUGUGUUACCUGCAGGUUGUGUGUUCAGGUGUGUUACCUGCAGGUGUGUGUUCAGGUGUGUUACCUGCAGGUGUGUGUUCAGGUGUGUUACCUGCAGGUUGUGUGUUCAGGUGUGUUACCUACAGGUGUGUGUUCAGGUGUGCUACCUACUGGUUGUGUGUUCAGGUGUGUUACCUGCAGGUUGUGUGUUCAGGUGUGUUACCUACAGGUGUGUGUUGAGGUGUGUUACCUGCAGGUGUGUGUUCAGGUGUGUUACCUGCAGGUGUGUGUUCAGGUGUGUUACCUGCAGGUUGUGUGUUCAGGUGUGUUACCUACAGGUUGUGUGUUCAGGUGUGUUACCUGCAGGUGUGUGUGUUGAGGUGUGUUACCUGCAGGUUGUGUGUUCAGGUGUGUUACCUGCAGGUGUGUGUUCAGGUGUGUUACCU